Centropristis striata (black sea bass) is the source of this 4873-nucleotide messenger RNA. RefSeq lists its product as uncharacterized. The transcript has 16 exons. Bases 734 to 4264 code for a protein of 1176 amino acids. Gene Ontology annotation, molecular function: protein binding. NCBI's taxonomy places the organism in Eukaryota, Metazoa, Chordata, Actinopteri, Perciformes, Serranidae. The record is from RefSeq and is a predicted model, not a curated record.
UUAGCCUUUUUACAAUAUAGCCUUGUGUAAAGUGCAGAACAACACAUUAUACUACUUUUUUUUUUUUAAAUCAUCUGUAUUUUCAUCUGGAGGUCCAGAGGUGCUUCUCUUGUUUUCAUGACAAAUUAGGACAUUUUUAAAACAACAUACCUAUAACACACCACAAUCAGGACACUUGGAACAAUUAAGACAUUUUUACAUGCCUAUUACGUGUGUAUAAGAACAGUUUCCCAUGCAAACGGAACCAAAUUAACUGUAACAGCAGUUUGCAAAACAUUAUCGUGACAACUCUCAACAACUUAGAAACAUUGUUCUUACCUGAACUCCGGUGCGUGCUGCUGAGCUUCGAAUGUAAACACGAGGGAAGUCCGUGACUGGUGAAGUUCCUGCAUUAACCACUUCCUUUCUUUCAAAAUAAAAGCCCCCUUGGGUUUUAUACACAGUUCAGUCUUAUACUAGGUUUCAGUUUUGUUUCCUUUUGGUUAUACAACCGCGGCUUGAACCAGCUUUACACAAUGAUUGCGUUUGAGAUCAGCGUUGAAUGGUUAGUCAGUAAGUCAGUCAGUGACUCAGCAUCUGAUUUGGCGAAAGACUCAACUAGAGGCAACGCCUCUGAAACGGAUACGACCGCAGCGGAGCUCUCGGUGAACGGCACAUCCGGGACCUUCAGCGCUCAGGACACCCACCGCAUGAGAUGUUUGCAGGUUGAGGAGUAAAUGGCCAAGAAAAGAGCAUGUCAGAAAGAAGAGCCAGACUUCGUCCUGAGGCUGAGGCUACUCAGUUUGUUUUAUCUGGAGGUGACAAGCCUUGUUUAAAGGUCCAGUGGAUCAAUGACUAUAAAGGACGUGGUGUAUUUGCCUGUGCACCAAUUGAAAAGGGAUCCUUUGUGGUCGAGUACCGUGGGGAGUUGAUCUCACCAUGUGAACGGGACAAGCGGCAGAAAAAGUACACAGAGAAGCAAAAUGCUUUCCUGUUUGAUUUUAAAUGGAACAAUAGCUCAUGGUGCAUUGAUGCUUCCCGUGAAGACGACUCACUGGGCCGGCUGGUUAAUGAUGGCCACAAGUCCUCAAACUGCAAAGUGAAAAAAAUGACAGUCCAGGGUAAACCUCAUCUUUGCUUGUUUGCUAUUGAAGAAAUCCAAGCAGAGAGUGAAAUAACCUAUGACUAUGGAAAAUCUCAGUGGCCAUGGCGAGCUCUGACACCAAGUGUUCAGAUCCUGACUCAAUCUUCUGUAGACGAAGAAGUGAGCGAGAGAUCCACUUCAUCCUUCCAACAGACACCAAGUGUUCAGAUCCUGACUCAAUCUUCUGUAGACGAAGAAGUGAGCGAGAGAUCCACUUCAUCCUUCCAACAGACACCAAGUGUUCAGAUCCUGACUCAAUCUUCUGUAGACGAAGAAGUGAGCGAGAGAUCCACUUCAUCCUUCCAACAGACACCAAGUGUUCAGAUCCUGACUCAAUCUUCUGUAGACGAAGAAGUGAGCGAGAGAUCCACUUCAUCCUUCCAACAGACACCAAGUGUUCAGAUCCUGACUCAAUCUUCUGUAGACGAAGAAGUGAGCGAGAGAUCCACUUCAUCCUUCCAACAGACACCAAGUGUUCAGAUCCUGACUCAAUCUUCUGUAGACGAAGAAGUGAGCGAGAGAUCCACUUCAUCCUUCCAACAGGUCAGCCAGACCACUGGAGGUGUCCCCUUCCAACAGACAGCUACUGCAAAGCAAAUGUCUACUGAUGAAUCUUCAGAUUGUACAGAUUAUGAAGAUAUUGACUAUGUUCCAGACUCAAGUGGCAAUUCCUCAGAUGAAAGUCUUUGUAGUAACGAACUGGAAAUCACAGACUCUCAUGCUCCCAAAAAACUGUUACAGGACAUGCUAGUGGGGAUAGCUACAGCACACAGUGGGGAGAUCACUGGUUCAGAUAAACCUACAAGUUUUAGUUCGCCACUGAGGAGCAGCAGUCAUAGCACUUCAGUGAUGAGUUGCAGUGCCAAUUCAUCAGGGAAUACAUCACACAAUCACAGCUCCAUAAAAGUCGCUCCAUUGCCAAACCCAGCAAAACAAAGCAAGUACAACAAGAAGCAAUAUUGUCUUUAUUGUAAAAAGGCCAUUUCUAAAUUGGCAAGACACCUUGAAUCCGCCCACGGGAAUCAGCCUGAUGUUGCAAGGGCUUUCGGUUUUAAUAAAAGGUCCCGCCAAAGAAGAGAUUUGUUACGCUCUAUCAAGAAGAGGGGAAACUUUAACCAUAAUGCUACCGCGGCAACCUCUGGUGCUGGAGAAAUGGUUGCUUGUCGAAGACCCACUACAGCAAGAGAGUCUGAUGGUUAUCGUCAUUGCAAGUUUUGUCAAGGACUAUAUGCAAGAGAUUGCCUUUGGAGACAUGUGAGAAACUGCCCUCAGAAGCCCAUUGAGGGAGAGCCUCCUGCUGGGCGAAAACGGAUCCAACUGGAAUUACCAAAACCUAAUCAAAUUCAUGAAGCUGUUUGGAAGAUUGCCUGUGAAAUGAACCAGGAUGACAUUUCCUUGGUAGUAAGGAGUGAAAGACACAUUCUAAGCCUUGGUGAGUCACUGUACAAUGCCAGGAAACCACAUGAGAGAAGGAAUGAUUACAUACGGCAAAAAAUGAGAGAGAUGGCAAGAUUAUUGAUAACGGCAAGAGCUAUGACACCUUUGAAGAGCACAGAAGACCUUGUUAUGCCGAGUAACUUUCCCCAGGUCAUACAAGCAGUCAGAGCUGUUGCUGGUUAUGAGUUGGAAAGCAACUCAUAUAAAACCCCAUCCUUGGCUUUGAAAUUGGGGCACAGUUUGGCCAAAGUUGCAGGCAUUGUGCAGUGCGAUGCCAUCAUUGCAAAUCGCCAUGAUGUUGCAGAGUUAGCCAAGCAAUUUGCCACUCUGUAUGAGAAAAAGUGGACAGAGUCCAUUUCAGCUGCUGCAUUGGGUACACUUAAACAAGCCAAAUGGAAUAAACCACAGGUUUUACCAUUUACACAGGAUGUGUCGCUGCUGCACAAGUUUCUUGCCACCGAAUCUGCUAAGUGCAUGAAGGACCUGAAGGAAAACCGCAACAGCAUAACCUUCGGAAAUCUUGCUAAAGUGACUUUAACGCAGGUAGUACUAUUUAACAGAAAAAGGCAAGGGGAAGUUUCAAAAAUGGAGCUCCAGGUUUUCACAUCCCGGAAUCGCACAGAGUUGAAUCCUGACAUUAUGAUCGGCCUUACUGAGUUUGAAAGGAAGCUUGCAAGGCACUUUGACAGAGUUGAGAUUCGUGGUAAAGGGUCAAGAAUGGUACCUGUGCUUCUCACACCUGACAUGAUCGCUGCAAUGGACCUCCUCAUGACAAACAGGAAUGACUGUCAAGUCUGCACAGAGAAUGUGUACUUGUUUGCACGCCCAGGUGUCCUUUCCCAUUACAGAGGCUCUGACUGCUUUCGCAAGUAUGCUAAACAAUGUGGUGCAAAGUACCCAGAGGCCCUCACCUCAACAAGAUUGCGGAAACAAGUCGCCACUUUGUCCACAGUACUAAACCUUAAAGAAAAUGAAAUGGAUCAACUUGCCACCUUCCUCGGACACAACAUCCGUGUCCACAGAGAAUUCUACCGGCUUCCAGAGAGUACCCUGCAGCUUGCAAAAGUCAGCAAACUGUUGAUGGCAAUGGAAAAAGGAAAACUGUCUGAUCUGCAAGGGAAAGGGCUGGAUGACAUUGAGAUCAAUCCUGACGAUGAAGUAACCACGAGUGAUGAUGAUUCCAGCGAAGAAACCAUUGCUGACCGACAUCAACACAAAGGCUCAAGAACUGAGACUCCUGGGGAUCCAAGCCAUGCACUUGACUCAACCACCCUGGACAGCAUGGAUGGCACGUCUGACUCAACUACCUUGGACAACAUGGAGGGCACUUCUGACUCAACUACCUUGGACAACAUGGAGGGCACUUCUGCUUCAGCCACAUCGGACAACAAAAACGGCAACACUGAACCAAGAAAUGAUUCCCAGCAGAGCACAGCACUUCAAGUGGGUACAUCCCAAGCAUCCUCAAAGUGCUCCAAUGGAAAGCAAGAUGGGAAGGUGAGAAGCAAGUGGACAGGUGACGAAGUGAGGGCUGUUGAGCAGCACAUGUUGCAUUUCAUAACGAGCUGCAGAGUACCAGGUAAAAGGGACUGUGACUCCUGCCUCCAAGCAGAGCCGGUAGCUCUAAAAGACAGAGACUGGGUUGCCAUCAAAUACUACAUUCACAACAGAAUCAUAGCAUUAAAAAGGAAGAUGAAUAGAUAGAACUUGAUAAUGCAAACUGUAGCCAAGGUACUAUUCUAUGUCAGUUGAACUGAAUUUUAUUUUUAUUCGAUGUUUGUAAAAGAUUGUUCUGAGUUGCUCAGUCCUGCCAAAUGUUCAGAUUAAUGAGCAUGUUUCUUUCAACCCCCACUCUCCUGGUUUUAUUCACAGUACCUGCCAUAAUUUCUUUUAGAAAAUGGGGUUUAAGAAGAUUAAGUACUUUCUCUAUUGCUUGUUGAAACUUCUUAAAAGAGAUCGUUUCUUCCAUAGUUAUCUCCUAAGUUUUCAGCAUUGCGUUGUUCUUACCCAUAAGUUGUUGAAUCUGGUUUUUGAAGUAUUAGACAAUUCACUGGAAUGGGAGCUAUGUAAAUUCUGAGUUUAUUUAGAAAGGUUAGCUGAAUAUACUUUUUCAUAGAAGCUGUAAGCUUCAAUAGAGAGUUAACUGUCUUUUUUUAUAGAAAGAUACAAAACUGGUUCAGUUCAAACAUGCCUUGUCUACUGCACUGCCUUAUAUCCAUGAGGGAAGGAGGCCAGAUUUCUGUAUUUUCUGUGGUCUGUUCUGUUUCAAUUUACAGAUUUUGCCAGCAAUUAAAAAAGAAAGAAUGGCAGAAA